Stegodyphus dumicola is the source of this 3654-nucleotide messenger RNA. Its product is annotated as Iroquois homeobox protein 5a-like. The record is from RefSeq and is a predicted model, not a curated record. NCBI's taxonomy places the organism in Eukaryota, Metazoa, Arthropoda, Arachnida, Araneae, Eresidae. Gene Ontology annotation, molecular function: RNA polymerase II cis-regulatory region sequence-specific DNA binding; DNA-binding transcription factor activity, RNA polymerase II-specific. Gene Ontology annotation, biological process: neuron differentiation; cell development; regulation of transcription by RNA polymerase II. Gene Ontology annotation, cellular component: nucleus.
CUCCUCCGUCACCCAAUUCCCGUAUUGCGCCCCGUGAACGCGGAUUCUAUCGGCAUUGCCACCCGUACAGGCUGUGGCUGUUGGGACAGCUCUGAAGAUUCCUCGGAUUCCACACGAAGUAGGAAAGCUGUUUCUACCAGGGAGCACUAAAAGAGAUUUUUGUCCUGGUGGGGUGUCGAGUCACCAUGCUUCUGCUUCUGUUACCGCAGUGCCGUGAGUAACUAAUUCUCAAGUCCGGACAACAUGUAACAUAUGACUAGAGAGUGGAUGAUCCCUCGAAUGUCAAAUACACUCUCGCUUGACUGAAAAGACUGCAAGAAUGUCUUAUACACAGUUUGGAUACUCUUCGUACGCGGCAUCGUCACCGCUUGUGAUUGGCGGAUCGUCUGGUCAGAAUUCUUGUUAUGAGAGGACAGGCGUGAGUCCAGAAAGUCAGUACGAUACCAGACUCUACCCUCGAUUACCUUCCUACGCAUCUUCCUAUCAAACGGAUGCCAACUUGGACCCAACAACCACCUUCUAUGCUCCAGCGCUUAACUCCACAUAUGGAAUGAAAGAAUCUUCCGAUCCAUGGAGAAGCAUUUCACAGUCAGCCUCUUAUUAUUACGACCCAACGUUAGCUGCCUACGGGUACGGCGGUUUAGAUUUCAAUGGAGCUCGUCGGAAGAACGUAACGCGUGAUUCUACUAGCACCUUGAAGGCCUGGCUCAACGAGCAUCGUAAGAACCCCUAUCCCACCAAAGGAGAGAAGAUUAUGCUGGCUAUUAUAACUAAAAUGACACUCACACAGGUCUCCACAUGGUUCGCCAAUGCCCGCCGGAGACUCAAGAAGGAGAACAAGAUGACCUGGGAGCCGAGGAAUAAGGCAGAAGCGCAUGACGACGAAUCUCCCGCAAAGAGGGAGGACGCCAUCGAUAAAGAGGAGGACCCAGCGGGAUUUCGCGAAGAGGGCUGCGGAGAUAAAGCGGAUGUCCUCCGCAUACACCCCUCGGCGCUCGUCGACGCAUCAGAAAUGGACCUUGGCCAACACCAUCGAAACGACAGCGCCUACCGCUCAACGGUUGGUGACCAGCAUCUCCACCAGCAUUAUGAGGAUUCCCACCCUUCAGCCGACAUGUUGUCUGCGGCUUCUUCCUCCUUAGAAGGGGCACCUUCUUGCCCUUCUAGUGGAUACACUCCGUCCGUCUCCUCGCAGAGUUCCUCGCCGGAUCUCGGUUCCAUAGAUUCAUACAUGGGAUCCCAUCACCGUCCCGCCAAAGACCAUCCGACUACUUUAGCUACCGUGUCGGUGGGGCAGUGCUUUUCUGCUGAAUCUCAUCUGUACAAACCCAAAAUUUGGUCCCUAGCCGAUACGGCUACUAACAAAGUAGUCGAAACGGCUCUCAUGCCUUAUGCGCACCAGGACUUAUGUUCUCAGGCUGGUUGGGGAGCAGCGCCAUCAGCAGCGAAAGGCAGUGGUUCUUCGUUUCAGAGCUGCGCUGUACCUUUCCAGAGGUUCGGCAACUACAGUUGCAGUCUGCACGGUUUCAAUCCCAUCUCACUUCAGACUGAUACACCACCCCAGACACCGCCCAAUAUGAAAGUGACAGCAGCCCACCAGGCAGCCACUGUGCCUUCCUCAGCUUACAUCGAAAUUCACGGCAGCGGGUACUUGGGACAGUCUGCUCUCUGCGCACAGGAUCUCAGUGACGCUCAUAUGCAGGAAGAGAAGAUGGAAAGUUUCUCAAACGGUCACUCUUCCGGAUUACCUCAAUCUUCAACGUCCAACCCGAAUUCGGACUGUAUCUCCGAAGAUUAUGACGAUCCCUCGCAGUUUUCGACCCCCAGCGUGCGAUAAUCCGGAGUUCGACUACCUUCCCAGCCCACAGCCUCCAAAAGCACCGGUGAUUCUUUUCGUUUGGCUCACACGCGAUAGACGACCAUCAACGUACACUACGUUCACAGAACUUUGACGAACUUCGAAAAAUGUCAGCAAUAGGUCUCUCUCUAUAUACAUAUAUGCGAACACAUAUCUCUUCAUAAAUAAUAAAUAUAUAUAUAACAUUGUAAACUUGGAAACUCAGGCUGUUUUAACGUAUUCCGCUUGUGUCUGUUUGCACGCAGAAACAAAUGAAAGUACAUUUUGAAGGACAGCACUGUUUUUACUACUGCUGGAAGCACGUUCAAAUUUGCACUUCAAGCAGAUAGUUUUGUAUCUAGGCAAUAUGGAUAAACUCCAACUUUUUCACAGCAAUGCAACACGCUCUGAAGAGUGGGACCGGUUACCUUAAACCUUCGAAGCUAUAUAUGUGUUGAGCAUGAUGCAGAUAAUGGAAACAAUUCCUCGUGUUCAACAAAAUUCAACUCGAGUGACGCCCAGAAGACAAGAUACUCCGAAUGAGUGUUUUUAUCAGUUGUGUAUUUUAUUCCAUUUACUUCGUUUAUCGCUUUUCAGAGAUCUGUGUUCCAAGUGUGAUAUUCUGUAUCUAUAAAUUCCUAAAAAGAAAAACAAAUAUUCGCUGUGCGAUUGAUUAUCUAACUUUGUUGACAUCGAAGAAACACAAUUAAAAAUGCUUUGGGUACUUACAUAUUAACUGAUAUCCACCGAUAUACCACUAAUAAUCUAUUGGCGAUGAAAUAUACUUUCAAUGUCAGCAAAUACGCUAAGAAUUAUUAAUGUUUUUUAAAAAAUAAUAAUAUUUUUUUUAAAAAAAAUAAUAAUAUUUUUUAAAAAACAUUUUCUGCCUAUAUUGUAUUACAUAUAUUCCUUCAAAAUCUCAUUAAAUUGUUACUCUCAGCUGAUUGUUUCUACUACUAUAUGAGCUUUGCUAAAUAGAAAAGCAAGUAACUUCUCUCGACCCAAUUCCAAGUUCUUAAGAUAACAGUUAUUGACAUUAUAUUUCCAUCCUAUAUCUUGUGUCAUAUACGCUUUCAUUACAAAAGAAUUUGAAUGCUCAUGAAUUUUUCGUAGUAAUCAUAUGCCUGGAAAUAAUAAAUUACUUCUGCUUAAUUUCUCGGCAUAUCUAGUAAAAUGCAUGACAAAAAAUGCAGUAAAAAUUAACAUAAUAUGAACAAAUAUGGUGGCUAGAAUUUUCCAUUAAGAAAGGUAUACCAGAAAAGGGCAAGACACAUAUGCUGCUUGCUCCAAUUGAUUUGAAACUGAUGUUGAAUUUAAAAAAAAAAAUCCUCCCUUUAUCAAUAAGUAAAUAAAUAAAUAUAAAUAAAAGUAAAAAAAAGAAGAAAAAUCUUAGCUUUCUAGAAGAAUCGAGCAGAUUCUAGUAUUACCAAACAUUUGCAGGAAUCAGGGUUAAGUUGGAAAUUUUGAUGGGCAUCAGUUAAUACACAAGUACCAUGCUUUGUUUGUUAUACUUUUAUUGUCAAAGAUGUUUCUUUCUAUUUAAUAUAAAAAUUGUUUUCAAGGAAUAUAAAGAAUAUAUGUGUGUUUUAUAUGCAGGAAUUAAAGAAUCUGAUUUUUAGUGAUUUCGAUGAAAUGAUACAUUGACAAGCGUCUAAUUGUUAAGUGCUUUAAAUAUUUCUGGUUUCAGCACAGUUACUUUUUUACAAUAAAGCUUAGCAUACAGUUGUCAAAAUAUGAAGUUAUUUCUCUAUUUCAACAAAGCAAAAUCAUCUUUUCAAUGUAUUGUUCAUUCGAUAUAUGUAAUAUCGUAGAUUAUU